AUGGAUUACAUCCAGAGCGCAUUCUACGCCGCCACGGGCUGGAACCGCGACAACUCGUACUCGUCCCUCAAUGCGACCGCCGAUGCGCUGCUCAACUUCCCGACACCGCGCGGCCUGCGCCUGACCCUGGGCUCGCUGGCGACGCCCCAGUUCGCGACGGCCUACCAGCUCGGCACCGUCGGCGUCGUCGAUGGCUCCGUCUCCUACCUGUACUCGUCCGUCUCGCUCCAGAACGCCAUAGCCCAGAGCGACAAGAUACCUCUGCCCGACCUGCUGAGGAGCUACAAGCCGCUCGCGGAACUGUCGAGGGGAUCUACGGGCAGUGGCAGCUGGAUCCAGGGCUGGGAUCGCAUAGAGAAGGAUACACUGGCCUACGGCAGGCUCUACCUACCGCAAUCUAUGCUGGAGGCGCUGGUAGUCAAGAGGUUCACCCCCGAGCUCCAGCUCCAAGUCAGCGCCGUGUCUGACCAAGUGCUACGAAACGGCGGUACCGUCUUGGGCAUGGUCCAGUAUGACGUGGGCAAAUACGGCGUGGAAGGGCUGGCGUCCUCGGAUGGAGGUCUAAUGGGUGUGCGCGGGUUAUACAACUUCGGCGGCGACGUCAACAAGAUUCGCCCUUCCGUUGCGACGACCGAUGAGAAUGGGGCCUCGAACGGCAAUGGCAACGGUAACGGCGAACGAGAGGGUAUAUAUGGACGCUUCAGCACCGGCGCGGAACUAUACUACGGCACGCUGAAUAAAUCCGGAGGCAUGAGCGUGGGUAUGCGAUUCGCGACUCUGCCCACAUACACGGGCACGCCACUCACAGCGACCAUGACCAUCAAUCCGCUGAUGGGCAACAUCAGUUGGAGUUACGCGGUUCUGGCCGGAAAGCACUGCUCCCUUGCCAGCAGGAUGGACUUCAAUGUCUACAGCUACGAGAGCGACUGGACGAUCGGAAUGGAACUCUGGAGGAAGAAGGGGUCAUGGACCGUUUCCAGGGAAGAGACCAUUCUAGAACCUGCUCCCACGACUUCGACCCGGAUGGCCAGAAGUUUUCAGGCCAAGCUGGAAUGGAGAUUAGACGACCCGCUUCCAGUAUUGGAAGCACCUCAGGUGUUACCACCAGCGCCCGCAAUAGUCACAGAGCCGGCAGAGCCUAUCGAAAAGAAGAAGAAAGACCGGAGCUUUAGAGCUAAAAUGGAAUGGAGACUAGACGAACCCGAGGACGAGCUCAUUGCCCAGACCGGGAGUGACGACGAGGAAUAUUCCGGGGUCUUGAAGGCCCGAUUGGACCAGCAUAUGAAAAUCGGCCUCCUCUGGGAAGGGAGGGUCAAAUCGUUGCUGUUCAGCUUGGGAAGCGGCAUCGACUUGCGUCGGCUAGACUCCCCGUUCCGAAGUCUGGGUCUCGAGGUCCAAUUCUCCUCAUGA
Messenger RNA from Neoarthrinium moseri, 1410 nucleotides. RefSeq lists its product as uncharacterized. The record is from RefSeq and is a predicted model, not a curated record. Bases 1 to 1410 code for a protein of 469 amino acids. NCBI's taxonomy places the organism in Eukaryota, Fungi, Ascomycota, Sordariomycetes, Amphisphaeriales, Apiosporaceae. Gene Ontology annotation, biological process: establishment of mitochondrion localization; phospholipid transport; mitochondrial outer membrane translocase complex assembly. Gene Ontology annotation, cellular component: SAM complex; ERMES complex. The transcript has a single exon.